UGUCUGCGGCAUACAAGAUGUUUUUCUUCGCUCUACUUACAUUCACCACUUUUGCAACGACGUUGGCUACUGUUGAUCUGUGGUAUGUAGUUGGAGGGCAACGAUGCGCUCGUGUGGGUAUGAGUGUCACACUCCAGUGUACACUGAUGGGAGUUACCCUAACCUGGGAGACUCCUGACGGAGCACUCAACUUCUUCCGAGGAAGACAAAAUAACUCUUAUGCAGAGCUCCUACUAUGGCCAGCUCAUGGAACCAAAUGAUACUCAUCUUAUUUCAACAUUGACAUUCACCUUUACAACUGAGAUUACCAUCAACUGCUCUGAUAUAAGUUCAAUUGCUGGAACUACUGUCAUUGUUGAAGGUACAC
This is a messenger RNA of Geodia barretti, 367 nucleotides long. The record is from the annotation of a GenBank genome assembly. NCBI's taxonomy places the organism in Eukaryota, Metazoa, Porifera, Demospongiae, Tetractinellida, Geodiidae.